CUUUGGUUCAUGGAAAGGACUGUGAAAAGAGACCACCCUUCCAUUGGAUUGUAUGGCUUCAAGUCUGGCUCCAUGUGGCUGGGGAAGGAUGCCAUCAUCUUUGCCAAGAGUGGAGGGGCUCUCAGCAUGGGAGACCUACAUUCCCAGACCUACAUGGACUGUGUCCAUGCUGAGACAGUGAUUAUCCCACUGGUGUCAUCCAGCCAGCAAAAUGAGAAAAUGAUUGUUACUGAAGACUCUGUGCCUAGCCUGGAGGCCAUCCUGGAGCAUACCCUCGUCAAGACUGAGGGGGAGCUGCUGGCACGGUUUAAUGCCAUACCAGGCAAAAAGGACACAUGCAUCCUCAUCUGGAACAUUCACAGAAAUAAAGAUGGGAAGCUGGAGCUGGAUUUUCAUACAAAUGAGCGUGAUGUUCAGAUAGCAGACUUCCUUGCAGACGAUGGGGACAUUCCCAGCAGAAGGAUUCUGCACUCUCAGAAGUUGGUUCCAGAGUUUCCUGGCCCAGAAAUGGCAUAA
Molecule: messenger RNA, 516 nt
Organism: Phaethon lepturus (White-tailed tropicbird)
Lineage: Eukaryota; Metazoa; Chordata; Aves; Phaethontiformes; Phaethontidae
Product: MORC family CW-type zinc finger protein 4-like
Exons: 3
Cellular component (GO): nucleoplasm; nucleus
Molecular function (GO): ATP hydrolysis activity
Source: RefSeq, a predicted model, not a curated record